Molecule: messenger RNA, 1749 nt
Organism: Epinephelus fuscoguttatus (brown-marbled grouper)
Lineage: Eukaryota; Metazoa; Chordata; Actinopteri; Perciformes; Serranidae
Gene: itgb1bp1
Product: integrin beta 1 binding protein 1
Exons: 7
Coding region: 182-778 (198 amino acids)
Biological process (GO): negative regulation of substrate adhesion-dependent cell spreading; negative regulation of focal adhesion assembly
Cellular component (GO): cell periphery; lamellipodium; cytoskeleton
Molecular function (GO): integrin binding
Source: RefSeq, a predicted model, not a curated record
UUUUAUCCACAGGACAGUCGGCUCAAUAUUCAACUUUAGAGCUACUUUUUUUGGGCGAGUGCUUGGUCGCGUCCCCUUUAAGUGGUGUUGGGUGUAGGCUGUGAAACUCAAAGGGAAGCUGAAGAGUCAAACUGAAGGUUUGGUGAGGCUGGAGGGCUGGAUGUGGUCGUCAUGGUGAAGGAUGUUCCGGAAAGUCAAAAAGCGCCACAGCAGCAGCAGCUCACAAAGCAGUGAGAUCAGCACCAAAAGCAAAUCUGUGGACUCCAGUUUGGGAGGCCUCUCCAGAUCCAGCACUGUCGCCAGCCUCGACACAGACUCCACCAAGAGCUCAGGUAACAGCACGUCUGAAACAUGCGCUGAGUUUCGAGUGAAAUAUGUUGGAGCCAUUGAGAAGUUACAGUUUGACAUGAGCAAGACCCUCCAGGAGCCUCUGGACCUCAUCAACUAUAUAGAUGCUGCUCAGCAAGAUGGAAAGCUGCCCUUCGUGCCCGGAGACGAGGAGAUGAUCCUGGGAGUGUCAAAGUACGGAGUCAAAGUGGCCUCACUGGACCAGUGUGACGUGCUGCACCGACACCCUCUGUACCUGAUAGUGCGCAUGCUGUGUUACGAUGACGGCCUGGGCGCAGGGAAGAACCUCCUGGCUCUCAAAACCACCGAUGCAAAGCAAGAGGAGUGCAGCAUCUGGGUGUACCAGUGCAGCAGCUCGGAGCAGGCUCAGUCCAUCUGCAAGGUGCUGUCGGCUUCCUUUGACUGCGCUCUGACAUCAGACAAGUCCUGAGAGCGGAGAGGACGACGGGAGCUGAGAUCUGUCCAGAAGAGAGAUGAAACAACUGCAAAACCAGCAACAGAAAAUCAGCGGAUUGCCAAAAACAGCAACCAUUUCCCUUUUCUCCAACUUUGCUUUGUUUAAGUGAGAUUAACUGGAGGUUAGUCUGAAGGAAAGCAUGAUUCAAGCCUUUGUACUGAUGGCAAAGUCACAUCCCGCUCAGUUUGUGACACACAGUAUCACCUUCCCAUCAUUCUCCAGUUGAGACAGAAUGACUGAAUUUGUCUGAAUCAUUUCCUUUGAGUCUUUCCCUUACCUCACAUGUUCCUUUGACCUUUCACAUGAAGUCAAAUGAGCAAAGUUCAGAAAAAAGGGAGAUGGUUGCAGAAUGUAAAUCAUAUUCAGUGCAAAUAAUGGUAGAACAUGGUACAUAACCCAUCUCCACCCAGCUGUGUCAGCAUGUGACAACUCAUGGGAGACAUCCAUCAGUGGAGAAGCUACAUGGUACACUUAUUUGACCACAGUUUGUUUCUCUCAGCGUGGAAACCACUCAGAUCUCUUCUGAAAUGAAAUACUGGUACAACAGUAGUCACUUUUUGGAUUUGAAGGUACACAAAGAUGCUUUAACUGCCUGAGAGGAGUCUUACUUUUUUAAUUUGUGCGAUUUUACUCAGUUUUUUUACUUUUAUUGUAUCUUUUUAAAGUUCUUUAUACUGCAAGAUUCUUGGUACCAAAAGCUUGAUGUGUUUUCUGAUUUGGUAACUCCUUGUUUUUAUGUAGUGUUGAAAUAUAAAUUAAAUCCAUAUAUGGAUAUAUGGAGGAAAAAUGUGUUUACAGUCAUGGUACUUAACUUGACUUCACCUUGUACAUAAUAAUAGCCCAUUCCCCCUUUUUCCCUGUCCUCCUUUUCAACAUGGUCCUGUUAAGACUGAGUUUAAAAUGUGUCACAUGAAUUAAGAUAAAGAAUUUGAUCUGACAAUAAU